Molecule: messenger RNA, 3892 nt
Organism: Myotis daubentonii (Daubenton's bat)
Lineage: Eukaryota; Metazoa; Chordata; Mammalia; Chiroptera; Vespertilionidae
Gene: TPT1
Product: tumor protein, translationally-controlled 1
Cellular component (GO): cytoplasm
Molecular function (GO): calcium ion binding
Source: RefSeq, a predicted model, not a curated record
CUAUAUGAGGUUGGGGAGCGGCUGAGUCGGCCUUUUCCGCCCGCUCCCCCCUCCCCCCGAGCGCCGCUCCGGCUGCACCACGCUCGCGCCGAGCUCCGUGCUCCUGCUCAGGCAGCGCCUCCGUCUCCUUCCAGCCGCCAUCAUGAUCAUCUACCGGGACCUCAUCAGCCAUGAUGAGAUGUUCUCCGAUAUCUACAAGAUCCGGGAGAUCGCGGACGGGCUGUGCCUGGAGGUAGAGGGGAAGAUGGUCAGUAGGACAGAGGGUAACAUUGAUGACUCGCUUAUUGGUGGAAAUGCCUCCGCUGAAGGCCCUGAGGGCGAAGGUACCGAAAGCACAGUAGUCACUGGUGUUGACAUUGUCAUGAACCAUCACUUGCAGGAAACCAGCUUCACAAAAGAAGCCUACAAGAAGUACAUCAAAGAUUACAUGAAAUCAAUCAAAGGGAAGCUUGAAGAACAGAGACCAGAAAGAGUAAAGCCUUUCAUGACAGGGGCUGCAGAACAAAUCAAGCACAUCCUUGCCAAUUUCAAAAACUACCAGUUCUUUAUUGGUGAAAACAUGAAUCCAGAUGGCAUGGUUGCUCUGCUGGACUACCGUGAGGAUGGUGUGACCCCAUAUAUGAUUUUCUUUAAGGAUGGUUUAGAAAUGGAAAAAUGUUAACAAAUUGGGCAGUUUGGCUCCAUCACCUGUCAUCGUAACUGGCUGCUGCUUUUCAUCCACACACCAAGACUAGGACAAAUGGGACUGAUGUUAUCUUGAGCUCUUCAUUUAUUUUGACCUUGAUUCAUUUGGAGCGGAGGCAUUGUUUUUAAGAAAAAAGAUGUCAUGUAGGUUGUCUAAAAAUAAAAUGCAUUUAAAUUCAUUUGAGAGAAUGCUUCUUAGUUUAAUACAUUUUAAAAUCUAUCCUGUAUAGUGUUCCUGGAGAAGCUAGAGCCUGGUUGUAGACCACUACUCUAAGGCAUAUAGACUGUCUUCAGAUAACUUCUACAGUGGAAACUACUACUGAGACUGAAGGAAAAAAAACAAGAAUCAAAAGUCUUAAUUCUGAGUUGAAGUAAAGGGAAAGACCAUGCUCACAUCAGAAUCAACAUUUGAAGUGGAUUCCUUAGACAUUUCAUCACCUACAAACAAGUAGUUAACUGGAAGAGAUUACCAAAAGAAUAAAGAGACUAAUACAGCCGGAAGCAAAGGAUUGUCUGAGCUUAUUUAUCAUGUCAAGUUAGAACCAAGGUCUAUAGAAAUCUAGGUCUCCUGGAACUGUUGCAAGCUUUUGUCAGAUUUCAUGAAAUGGGGUUGGCAAAUUUUGUGUGACUACGGUGGCUGUUUUUAAUGGGGAAAGUCGGUAGUUUGUAGGAUAUGAAGUCGAAUUUGGUGUUCAGCUUUAUCAGGACAUUGCCAUGAUCACUUGUUUAUAGAUGGCUCUGGGCACUGCAAGAGCAAAGAUGAGUGACAGGCCUAUGUGGCCUAAAAAGUGUGUGGACAUCUGCAGGAAAGGUUUGCUGGCCCCUACUUUUAAAGGUGAGGGUUUAGAUGGAAUGUGGUUUGGCUGAUGAGCAGAGGAAAAAGGAACUUGCAUCAUUGUAUCUGAAUAAGGCUGUGGGUUUGGGAUAAAAAUGCAUCUGAUCUGGAACAUUUACUGUCUUAUGGUUGCAGUGCAGAUGCAAGAAGAAAGGUCCUUACCCUUUCUGAUUAUGGCCCCCAUGAUUGAAUGGGGGAAUACAGUGAAAAAGCAUGCAGUUUUUACAGUUCAGAAGUUACCUUGUCAACAACUGGAAAGCCUGUUUUAAUCCAAAGAAAAAUGUAAAAUGCAAGUUCAAGAGAAGCUGGGAAAUUACUCCCCUACACCUUUGCCUUAGGUUAAAACUAAAGCUGAACCAAUGAUUUUUUUUUUUUUAAACCUGGCCCUAUGACAUGAGCCUAGGAUAAACCCAGUGAUUUGGCAAUCUGGAAUUUUCCCUAGUGACUUCAAAGAUGUGUGGAUCACAAUUUGAGAUGUGUUAAUUGGAUUGACAAGGCCCACUGGUGAAGCAAACCAAAUACUGGCAACUUGGUGGCACAGAAUUUAAGCAUUCUGAUUUCUGACAUUAAAACAGCAAGUGCCAGACAAUCUACCCCCUAGUGGUCAGAAAUGAGGACAACUCAAGUAGUGGUAGAGGUCUUGUGGUAACACCUGAAGUGAGUUGGUGAGCUAGCCAUGGAAAAGCUGGAAGGACAAGAAUAGCAAUGCAAAGAUUGGGUAGGAAGGGAAGAGUUCAGAUGGUUGGCUAAGAAGGCUAAUUUUAUAUCUUCUAGUUACUCUCAGUGGUGUGCACUUUGUAUACAUUAGAAGGUGUAUAUUUUGUCAUUGAUACGUAGUACAGACAUGCUGCUAGUGGCCUCUGGGGGGGUAGGCUGUUAAAUUAUGGAGAACUAUUCAAUGGAGAAAGGACUGGUUUUUACAGUGUUGUCUAGGAAAGCCUUUGUAAUAUACUUGAGAGCAAGCAUUCCAGGCAAAUAGCAAAUGCAGUCUAAAGUGGAGUGUGUUUGGCAUGUUCUGGGGAUAAGGUGGCAAAAGAAGAGUUAUGGAGAAGUGAAUGUACAGGGAAAGAAACCAGAUGAUGCAGGAAAGCCAUAGACAGGGUGGCUUUGAGCAAAAGGGUGACACCAUCUGACCUGAAAGAUCAUGUUAUGGCUGCUGGGUAGUAGGUAAAAGCAGAGAACAAGGGUAUAUCAAUAUUUUUAAAAAUUAAAUAUGUGUAUAUAUUUUUAUAAACAAUUUAUUUUUAAUAUAUUUGAUUUCAGAGGGAGAGGGAGAAACAUCAGUGAUGAGAGAAUCAUUGAUCAGCUUCCUCCUGCACACCCCACACCAGAGAUAGAGCCCACAACCUGGGCAUGUGCCCUGACCAGGAAUUGAAUGGUGAUCUCCUGGUUCAUAGGUCAACACUCAACCACUGAACCAUGCCAGCCAGGCAAGAUUUUAGGUGAGAUGAUAAUAGUUUCCUCUGGGAUGGUAGUUGUGAAAGUCCUUGGAAAUUAACAGAAUUUGCCCAGGUGUUGAAUGAGGAGGGAGAGCACCCAGAAGAAAGGAGUAGACAUUGAGAUGGGAGGAAAAUGGGGAUGAGAAACCUAGAGUAUUUUUUAAAGAAUAUUUUUAGAGAAAGGGAAAUACCAAAGUGAGAGCGGGACAUCCAUGGGCCACCUCUUGCCAGGGAUUGAACCUACAACCGGGACAUGUGUCCUGACCAGGAAUAGAACCAACAUCCUUUUGGUGCAUGGGAUGAUGCCCAACCAACUGACCCACACUGGCCAGGGCAAGGUGCCUGGUUCUUUUCGCUGUUAAUCCUUACCCAAAGAUAUUUUUCCCAUUGGUUUUUAGAGAGUGGAAGGGAAGAAGGGGGCGGGGGGGGGCAGGAGAGAGAGAUCGAUGUAAGAAAGACACUUCAAUUGCUUGCCUCCCGCGUGCACAUCGACUGAGGCCAGGUAUUGAACCUGUAACCCUUCCGUGCAUGAGCAGAUGCUCUAACCACUGGGUACACCGGCCAAAGUAAAUGCCAGAUUCUUUAUGCAAAUGAAUUGAGUAGGCAGACAUAUUUGUCAUGGGAGGAUAGUGGAGAGGUCUAAGCUGAGACUUUCAGAUCCUGAAGAUUUCAAUACAUGACUUUUUUUUUUUUCCGAUACACGACUCUUGAAGCCAGGACACUGAGUGAGAUUACCUAGAGAGUGAGAAUGUUCUUGGCCCUCCUACUUAAAGAUUGGUCAGCAUGAUGAACCAGCAAAGGUGAUUAGGAAACUGCCCCUGAAAUAGGAAAACCAAGAGUGGCCUUCUGGAAGUCUAAUGGACAAAGUGUUUUAGGAAGGAAAAAGCAAUCAACAAGGUUAUCUGUUUGAACUGGUCAAGUAAGAUGGUAAGUU